UCCACCCCUCCCCCGCCCGUCACAGGUGUCGCAAACCGGUGAAUGGAGAGGGAGUUGGGGGCAGUGGGAGGAGGAAGGAAAGAAAGGUAUUAGCAAGUCAGGACGGUGCUGCAAGGAGUUUCUGGUGGUGGUGGCCGCUGGAGCCAGUAGCCAGAAGCUGGGCCUCAGGUAGACCGCACAAAGGAGAGAGAAGGCAGGGGGAUAUUAAAUCGAAGUUGCCGGUACUUCUGUUGCCCAGGCCUGUGGAGAAGGUGGCGAUAGAGUCUUCUCUUCCUAAGCGAGGGAGAAGAUGGAUCCCAAUCGGAUCAUCCAGGCGCUGAAAGGCACCAUAGAUCCCAAACUGCGAAUAGCGGCUGAAAAUGAGCUCAACCAGUCCUACAAGAUUAUCAAUUUUGCUCCGAGUCUACUUCAGAUUAUAGUCUCAGACCAAGUUGAAUUCCCAGUACGUCAAGCAGCUGCCAUUUACCUGAAGAACAUGGUGACGCAGUACUGGCCAGAUCGAGAACCCCCACCUGGAGAAGCAAUAUUUCCAUUCAACAUUCAUGAAAAUGAUCGCCAGCAGAUUCGAGAUAACAUUGUGGAAGGAAUAAUUCAGUCUCCAGAUUUAGUGAGGGUCCAGUUAACAAUGUGUCUCCGUGCCAUCAUUAAGCAUGAUUUUCCAGGUCACUGGACUGCUGUGGUAGACAAGAUAGGCUAUUACUUACAAUCUCAAAGCAGUGGAAGCUGGCUUGGGAGCUUAUUAUGUCUAUAUCAGCUUGUGAAGACAUAUGAAUACAAGAAAUCAGAGGAAAGAGAACCUCUUAUAGCAGCAAUGCAAGUAUUUUUGCCUCGAAUUCAGCAGCAAAUUAUACAGCUUCUUCCUGAUCCAUCCCAUUACUCUGUACUUCUUCAGAAGCAGAUUCUGAAAAUUUUCUAUGCACUUGUUCAGUAUGCAUUACCACUUCAAUUGGUGAACAAUCAAACAAUGAUGCAUUGGAUGGAGAUAUUUCGCACUAUUAUUGAUAGAAUAGUUCCCCCUGAGACUUUACAGAUUGAUGAAGAUGAUAGACCAGAAUUGGUAUGGUGGAAAUGUAAGAAGUGGGCAUUACACAUUGUAGCUCGUCUUUUUGAACGAUAUGGAAGCCCAGGAAAUGUGACCAAGGAAUAUUUUGAAUUUUCAGAAUUCUUUCUGAAAACUUAUGCAGUAGGAAUCCAGCAGGUACUUUUAAAAAUUUUAAACCAGUAUAGACAGAAAGAAUAUGUAGCUCCACGUGUUCUUCAGCAAACAUUAAACUAUCUUAAUCAAGGGAUAAUUCAUUCUAUUACUUGGAAACAGAUGAAGCCACAUAUACAGAAUAUAUGUGAAGAUGUGAUUUUCACUGUGAUGUGUUAUAAAGAUGAGGAUGAAGAACUAUGGCAAGAGGAUCCAUAUGAAUAUAUACGAAUGAAGUUUGAUGUUUUUGAAGAUUAUGCAUCCCCAACAACAGCAGCUCAGAAUCUGUUAUAUACUGCAGCAAAGAAAAGAAAAGAGGUGUUACCCAAAAUGAUGUCAUUCUGUUAUCAAAUCCUUACAGAACCAAACUUUGACCCCAGGAAGAAAGAUGGAGCAUUGCAUGUAAUAGGUUCCCUAGCUGAUAUUUUAUUGAAGAAGAGUAUGUUCAAGGACCAAAUGGAAUUAAUGCUGCAGAAUCAUGUAUUUCCAUUGUUUUUGUCUAACCUGGGAUACCUCAGAGCAAGAUCCUGUUGGGUUCUUCAUUCAUUUAGUACUUUGAUAUUUCAUAAUGAGCUCAAUCUAAGAAAUGCAGUUGAACUAACAAAAAAGAGCCUCAUUGAAGAUAAGGAGAUGCCUGUCAAGGUAGAGGCUGCAGUUGCUCUUCAGUCAUUAAUUUGUAACCAGGAACAAGCCAAAGAAUAUAUGAAGCCACAUGUGAGGCCUGUCAUGCAAGAACUAUUACACAUUGUUAGAGAGACAGAAAAUGACGAUGUUACCAAUGUCAUCCAAAAGAUGAUCUGUGAGUACAGUCAAGAGGUGGCUACUUUCGCUGUGGACAUGACCCAGCAUUUGGCUGAGAUAUUUGUCAAAGUUCUUCAUAGUGAUGAAUAUGAAGAAGUAGAGGACAAAACGGUUAUGGCUAUGGGAAUUUUACAUACUAUCGACACUAUUUUGACAGUUGUGGAAGAUCAUAAAGAGAUAACUCAGCAGUUGGAGUGCAUUUGUCUUCGGAUCAUUGGUCUUGUUUUGCAAAAGCAUGUGAUAGAAUUUUAUGAAGAAAUUCUCUCAUUGGCAUAUAGUUUGACUUGUCAAAUGAUUUCACCUCAAAUGUGGCAGCUGUUAGGUGUAUUGUUUGAAGUUUUUCAGCAGGAUUGCUUUGAAUAUUUUGCAGACAUGAUGCCUCUCUUGCACAAUUAUGUUACUAUAGAUACGAUUACUUUAUUAUCCAAUCCCAAGUAUCUAGAGAUAAUUUACACAAUGUGUAGAAAGGUAUUGACUGGAGAUGCAGGAGAAGAUGCAGAAUGUCAUGCAGCCAAACUGUUGGAAGUAAUUAUUCUUCAGUGCAGAGGAAGAGGAAUUGAUCAGUGCAUUCCACUGUUUGUAGAAGUUGUGUUGGAAAGAUUAACCAGAGGGGUUAAAACAAGUGAACUCCGUACCAUGUGUCUUCAAGUUGCUAUUGCUGCCUUGUACUACAAUCCUGAUCUCCUUUUGCAUACCUUAGAAAGCCUUCAUUUUCCACAUAAUCCUGGACCUAUAACUGCGCAGUUUAUAAAUCAGUGGAUGAAUGAUACUGAUUGUUUUCUUGGGCAUCAUGACAGGAAGAUGUGUAUUAUAGGUCUGAGCAUCUUGCUGGAAUUACAAAAUCGACCUCCUGCAGUAGAUGCUGUGGCUGGACAAAUUGUUCCUUCAAUUCUUUUUCUUUUCUUGGGCCUCAAACAAGUCUGUACUACUAGACAGCUUACAGACCAAAGAUAUCAUUCUAAAGAAGAAAAGGCAGAUGUAGAAGAUAAUGAGGAAAUUCCAAGUGAUGAGGAAGAUUCAAAUGAAACUAGUCAAACAAUGCAUGAGAAUAAUGGAGGAGGAGAUGAAGAUGAAGAAGAUGAUGAUUGGGAUGAAGAUGUUUUAGAAGAAACGGCUCUUGAAGGAUUCAGCACUCCACUUGAUCUUGAAGAUAGUGUCGAUGAAUAUCAGUUUUUUACACAGGCUCUGUUAAAUGUGCAACAACGGGAUGCUUCCUGGUACCAUUUGUUGACAGCACCACUAAGUGAAGAACAGAAGAAAGCAUUACAGGAAAUUUACACAUUGGCCGAACACCGGAGAAAUGCUGCAGAGACAAAGAAGAUUGAACAAGGAGCCUUCACCUUUGAUAAUAAAGGCAUCCUUUCAGCAUUUAACUUUGGGACUAUACCUAGCAACAAUUGAAGAAAAAAUUCAAGGACUGAAUUUCAUCAUUAGAUUUUAUUUCAAGUGGUUAUUGACUUUUGAGGGUUAAGGGGAAGAAUUUAGAAUUUUCCUAAGUGUCUUGCUCUACCAGUUUCCUUAAGCAGCACUUUUAUCUCCUUGCCCUGAUCCUGGUAUUUUAAACAGCCACAGUAAUGUAUGAAAUUAAAAAAGAAAAAUGUUGGACUUAAAAAACCAACGAUAUACUCCAAAGGGUGAUUGACUGAAGUAGAUUUGAAUCAAAUUGCACUUCUCAGGUUUUUGCCAUGCAGAAUUGUUUGAUUUAUACCUGGAUAACAGUGCCUUCUGUUGUACAUGGAUUGCCUGGAAAAAAAAAAAAAAAAGCAAAAACAAAACAUGGAGUGCAUUGCAGUUUUUUAAUCAUAUAUUAUAUGACUUGGUUAUGUGUUUUCCUGUUCUGCAUUUUACUACAUGAAUUUAUUAUUUGAUGUUUAGUUAUAAUUCACUUUGGUUUUAAAAACAUAAUUGCUACCCCUCUCAAGAGAUAUCUCUGGGAAAUUUCUUCAGGAUUUGUAAAAUAUGCAUGGCACUGAUAAAAGUUUCAUUUGUGAAAAUGUUUAUAUGUUUCUUUUUGAAGACUAUUACAUAAUUUCCUCUACACUUGCCUCUCCUUAAACCCUCUUCUGUUUCAAAGGAUUUAAGAUUUUUCUUUCAGGGAUAGUCAAUCUGAGAAUUAUCCUAGUACCUUCAGGACCCAACAUCUUACUGGCAGAAAGUAGUAACACUUAUGAGCAAGUGUUGUGAACAGUAAAGGAGCUGUGUAUAUAGUCGUGUGAUUUUAAUUAUAUUAAUUUGUUGCUAUAUUUAAAGCACAUUGAAAUCCCAGAAGAAAUGUAUGCUAUUUGGGCAUGCCAUCUUUCUGGGUAUGAGGCAUUUCUUUAAAAAAAAAAAAUCCAAUAUAAUUCCAGCUGUAUUUUGAGAGCAAGUAGGGUCCAAAACAUAUUGAAAUAACUUUUUAACUAAGACACAAAAAAGCCAGAAAAUUAUCUCAGCUUUCUUUCCUAUUUCUCCUUUUCUCACAUCUCCUUUUCUUUAGUCCUUUUAAUUCCAACCUUCUAACUCCAUAUGUCCCAAAUAUCAACUUGUUUUUUGUAACCUAGUUUAUGAGUGUUCAUUUUUUUCUGGAGUUGACUGUAUUGGUCAGCUGUAUUCUUAUGUUCUAACAUAUGUAUAUUCCAUAGAGAAAAGUACAAGUGGGUCUUAUAUCCAUAGUAGUUUUUCUAUAUGUGUUAAAGACACCAGAACAUUAUUUCCAUCACAAUUUAGUUCUGGUUAGUACUAUAAAGAUUUUUCAUUCAUUGAAAUGGAAAUUCUUGUUUGACUACUAUUUUGAGAACUUAAAAUCUCAAUCUGAAUUCUAAUUGUAUUAUUCUCUAUGUGAAAAAAGUUUGUUUCUCUGAGUGGGAAACAUUUGUUUUCUCAUCAGUUUUUGAGGGUAUUUUUUCCUGGAUUACUAUUAUUUUUGAAUACAACCUUUUUGGCAUUUUAGAUUUUAAAAAAUCUGUUAUUCUAGAGUCAUGGACAGAAAUGUCUUGAAGAUAGUAUACUGAGAUUUAAAUGACCCUCAUAUCCUCAGCCCUUCUCUAUUCAAGGGAUUAAAGCAAAUGUUUCUGCUCACAAGAAAUAAACAUAAAUUAUUUCAUAUCAUUUAUAAGGGGUCUCCAUUAGUGAUAUUUUUAAAGAUUUCUUAUUGUGCUUUGAUUCCUUUCCCCAUUCCACUGAUUUCCAACAAUACAGUUCUCUUUUAAUAUAAAUAUAAUUUCAUGAAUUAACAAAACAAACAAGAGAUUUCAGAAUUUUCUUGUGCUGUAUUUUCUCUAUACUAUGAUAAAAGGAGAUGUGUGUAAAUGUGCAUCACCUUAUCUUGUUUUUGAAGCCAGGGUAGUUGUGGAACUUAAAUCUAAUAGUGCUGAAUUCGUUGUCAUCCAGUUAUCCUUAGAAAUAUAUAAACCUAUGAAUGUACUGUAAAAUAAAAUGAAGGCUGAUAACCAGAAAUCUUUUUCUACAUGAAGCAUUUUCUUAAAUGUGGAGGUAAUCUAGCUAGAUUCUUAAAAGUCCAUUACUUAUAAAAUUCUAGCUUGUUUUUCUAUAGGCAUAGCUUUGGGAAUAGAAUAUUGUACUUGGGAUUAGGAAGAGUUCAAAUUCAGAUUGUGCUUUUGACUCUCACUAGUUUAGAGCAUAUCACUUAAUCUUUUUUUAUUUUUAUUUUUAUUUUAGCUUUUUAUUUACAAAACAUAUGCAUGGAUAAUUUUUCAGCAUUGACCCUUGCUUUUAAAACCUUCUGUUCCAACUUUUUCCCCUCCUUCCCCUCACCCCCUCCCGUAGAGGGCAGAAAGACCAGUAUAUGUUAAAUAUGUUAAAGUAUAUGUUAAAUACAGUCUAUCUAUCUAUCUGUCUUUCUAUUUAUCUAUCCAUCUAUCUGUCUAUACAUAUUUAUACAGUUAUCUUGCUGCACAAGAAAAAUCAGAUUUAGAAAUAAGAUAAAAAUAACCUGAGAAGGAAAACAAAAAUGCACGUGGGCAAUAACAAAAGGAGUGGAAAUGCUAUAUUGUGGUCCACACUCAUUUCCCAUAGUUCUUUUGCUGGGUAGUUGGUUCUUUUCAUUACUGAACAGUUGGAACUGAUUUGAUUCAUCUCAUUGUUGAAGAGAGUCACGUCUAUCAGAAUUGUACAUCACUUAAUCUUUUAGAACCUCAGUUUACUUAUCUGAAAAGUGAACAAUAGCUAGAAUAACUAUAUGAAAGGAAUACUGUGAGCCUCAAAUGAAAAAAAAUGUAAAGUAUUUUGCAAACUUUAAAGUCCUGUAAAAAAAUCAUUUAGUAUUAGCUCAUUUCUAAAUUUUGUUUUUUUGAAUGUUUUUUUUCCAACUAUAUGUAAAAACAAUUUUUAACAUUUUUUUAAAGUCAAGCCCCAGUUCUUUCCCUUCCCUCCUUUCCCUGACCCUUUCCUGAGAUGGCAAUUUGAUAUAAGUUAUAUAUGUAGAAUCAUGUAAAACUUGUUUCCAUAUUGAUCAUAUUGUGAAAAAUAAAUCACAAAACAAACAAAAACCCAAUCCAUAAAAAAAUAAGAGAAUUAGAAAAAUUGGGAGCCUACCAGAUCCCAUAACAAAAAUAAAGAGAAAAAUAUUAUGCAUUCAGGCCCCAUCAAUUCUUUCUCUGUAGUUGUAGAUAGCAUUUUUCAUCAUGGAUCCUUUGGAAUUGUUUUGGGUCUUAUUACUUGAGAAUAGCGAAGUCAUUCACAGUUGAUCAUCAUACAAUAUUAUUAUUGUCUAUGAUGAUCUGGUUCUGCUCAUUCGAACUGCAUCAGUUCAUGUAAUUGCAAAUUUCCUGAAAGCAUCCAAUUUAUCAUUUCUUAUGAAAUAAUGGUAUUGUGUUAACAAUCACAAAUUAUAACUUGCUCAACUGUUUUCAAAUUUAUGACCAUUCCCUCAAUUUCCAAUUUUUUUCCACCACAAAAAGAGCUAUUACAUUUUUUUUUUUUUUGGUACAGAUCCUUUUUCUUUUUCUUUUUUAAUCUUUUUGAGAUACCAAAUAUUGCUGGGUCAAAGGGUUUUAUACAGUUUUGCAAUCUUUUGAGCAUAGUUACAAAUUGCCCUCCAGAGUAGUUCAGUUCCACCAACAAUAAAUUAGUGUCCCAAUUUCCCCACUUUCUCUCCAAUAUUUAUCAUUUUCCUUUUCUGUCAUAUUAGACAAUCUGAUAGUUGUAAAGUGGUAGCUUAAGAAUUGUUUUAAUUUGCAUUUUUCUAAUAAAUAUUGAUUUAGAGCAUUUUUUUCAGCUACAAAGAUAGCUAUAACAUUCUUCUGAAAACUGUCUGUUCAUAUGCUUUGACCAUUUAUGAAAUUGUAUUCUUAUAAAUUGGACUCAAUUCUUUUAAUUAUUUGAGAAAUAUGGCCUUUAUUAGAGAUGAUGAAAAAUUCUCUCUUUUCCUCUCCCUCAUUUACUGCUUUCUUUCCAAUCCCCCGGUUGUAUCAGUUUUGUUUGUGCAAAACCUUUAUUUAAUGUACUCAAAAUCAUCCAUUUUACAUCUUAUAAUUCUUUGUAUCUUUUGUUUUGUUCCAAAUUCUUUUCUAAGCAAUAGAUUCCACAAGUAAACUAUUCCAUGUUUGCUUUGUUUACUUACGGUGUCACCUUAAUUUCUAAAACAUGCACCCAUUUUUCAUCUUAUCUUGAUAUGUUGUGUGAGAUGUUAAUCUAUCCUUAACUUCUGCUAGUUUUCCCAAUAAUUUUUGUCUAUUUUGUCCCAAAAGAUUGGAUCUUUGAAUAUAUCGAACACUUUGGUCAUUUACUACUGUGUAUUGUGUACUUCAUCCAGUACACUGUUUUAAUACACUAUUUUUUAGCUAGUAUCAGAUUGUUUUUCAUGAUUAUUACUUUAUAAUACAGUUUGAAAUCUGGUAGAUCUAGUAUAUAGUCCUGUGCAUUUUUUUCCUCAUUUAUUCCUGUGAUAUUCUUUACCUUUUUUUUCUCCCAGAUGAAUUUUUGCUGUUUUUUCUGAUUCCAUGAAAUAGUUUGAUCAAUAUGUUACUGAAUAAAUAAAUUAAUUUAGAUAGAAUUAUCAUUUUUAUUGUAUUAAGCUCAGUCUUCUCAUGAGCAGUUUAUAUUUUUCUGUUUAGAUCUGGCUUUGUGUAAAAACUGUUUUGUAAUUGUGUUCAUAGAGUUAUAGGGUUUGUUUUGGCAGGGAAGCUCCCAGGUAGUUUACAUUGUUUGCAGAUAUUUGUUUUUUAAAAGCUUUUUUUUCAUCUAUUGAGAUUAUCAUAUGAUUUCUGUUUGUUUUGUUAUGAUAUGGUCAAUUAUGUGUAAUUUUCCUAAUAUUGUACUAGGCUUAUAAUUCCUGGUAUAAAUCCUAUGUGGUCACAGUGUAUGAUCUUUGCAAUAUAUUAAUGUGCUCUCCUUUCUAGCAUUUAAUUUAAAAUUUUUGCUUCAGUGUUGAUUAAGGAACUUGAUCUCUAGUUUUCUUUCUCUGUUUUAGCUUUUCCUGAUUUAGUUAUCAGCAUCAUAUUUCUGUCAUAAAAUAAAUUUGAUGAGACUA
Molecule: messenger RNA, 8462 nt
Organism: Antechinus flavipes (yellow-footed antechinus)
Lineage: Eukaryota; Metazoa; Chordata; Mammalia; Dasyuromorphia; Dasyuridae
Gene: IPO8
Product: importin 8
Exons: 25
Coding region: 290-3394 (1034 amino acids)
Biological process (GO): protein import into nucleus
Cellular component (GO): nuclear envelope; cytosol
Molecular function (GO): small GTPase binding
Source: RefSeq, a predicted model, not a curated record